AUGAUCAAUACUAAGUUUGUUAAAAUCACCUUUUUGAUAGUUUUAUUCAUAAACAUCUUAUUUUUCACUAAGUAUUAUUCAAAACAGGAAGCCAAAUUGCAUGAACAGGCUAUCCAGCAUGUUGCAUCCAUUAAUUAUCACACAGACGAUGAGGUGAAGGUUCCAGAUGACAAGGUUUAUAGUGAAUUGGAAGCCAAGGAAAAGAUUUCACAUCUUUUGGAACAGGUGAAGAAUGAUAAGGAGAAGUAUUGGUUGGCAAACACUGAGAUCUCUGAACCAGACUUGACGAUCAACAUGAAGGAAUUUUUGACUCCAGAUGAGGGCGAACUGAACUUCGCGAACAAGCCAACUUUGUUCUAUGACCCAAGGUUUACGCUUUCGGUAUACUUGAACGAAAUAAAGAAUCAGUUACAGACGAAGAAUCCAAAGAAUGAAAAGACCAAGGACCAUUUGGUUACCGUCCCAUUCGCCUGGUCGGAUUGGGUGGACUUGACUAUGCUUAACGAGGAGUUGAACAAGGAAGAAAGCGAAAGACUCGAUUGUGGUUGGUUGCAGAGUGAAAUCAACAAGCCUACUAAAUACCCAAAUUUCUGUAAAAAUACCAGAGAUUUGACCAGUGAAGAAUUAAGGGAAAUUGGCUUACCAUCGAAGGCAUUCUUACCAGGAUUUGCAGUGAAGUCGUCGCCUAUGAACAAAGCCCCUCCAAAGCAAGUAAUGAUGCAAGGUAAGGCACAUUUAUUGGCUUACCAAGAAAAUCCAUUAUCUAUUAUCUUCUUGACCAAAAAUGGUACAUAUGAGGCCCAAGUUUCUGGAAAGAAGAGAUUAGUUCAUACCGAAAUGUUUGAGCACUUUUUGGAAAGGAAACACAUCAAUGCGAACCACAUUGAUGAUAUGGAAGACCAAACCAUAACACUUAAUCCAAUUGACGAAUUCGGCGAUUUGCAAAGUGCCAUUAAACCUAGACCUCUUGAUAUGAAUGACGAUAUGUAUAGGAUGUUUUCCAUUACUAGACAAAAGGAUAAGAAUGCUAGCCGUGAAAUUUAUUUAGAUACUGAAGCAUUCAAUUAUAAUCAAGAACAGGUUGAUGCUCAAAUCGAGGAGUACGAAAGUAGGUUGAAUAUUUUAGAUGAUCUAAUGACAAACGAAUUGCGUUAUGACCCUCGUCAAAUUGAAACAAACAUAUUGAAUAGACAUGAAAUGAAUCAUUAUGAAGGUUUAAAGUAUUCGAACUCUAUUUCUGCUCAAGACGAGCCAACGUAUUAUAAAUUAGCUACUUUGAAGAAAGAUAAAGAAAAUAGAGAUGCUGGAUGGCAUUAUGAAUGGAGGUUUUUCAAUGGUGCUUUGCGUUACUUGAAGGAAGGCUACACCAUGAGGCAAUUAGAAAUUAGAGAGCAAAUCAUUUUGGAUAGAUUAUUGAGGAAUUGGUUUAGAUUUGCUGAAGAAAAGGGAAUUAUCUCAUGGAUAGCUCAUGGUCCAUUAUUAUCCUGGUAUUGGGAUGGUUUAAUGUUCCCAUUUGAUAUUGAUAUUGAUAUCCAAAUGCCAUCUGCCGAAUUGAAUAGGUUGUCUCAAAACUAUAACAUGACUUUGGUCGUUGAAGAUGUUUCUGAAGGCUAUGGAAAAUAUCUUAUUGACUGUGCUACGUUCUUGCAUCAUAGAGAUAGGGCUGCCAAAGAUAAUGUUAUCGAUGCCAGAUUUAUUGAUAUUGAUAGUGGUACUUACAUUGAUAUCACUGGUCUUGGUAAGAAUAAUGAAAAACCCCCAGCAGAGUAUGAUACGUAUAUCAGAAGCAGGCAAUCUAAGGGAGAAGAGGUACAGUUAUACAUGGACCGUCGUAAGCAUUGGUUGAAUUUUGAGAAAAUUAACCCGUUAAGAUAUUCCAUGAUCAGUGGUGUUCCAGCAUAUGUACCAAAUGACAUAAUGGUAAUGUUGAAUUACGAAUACGAUAAGGGUACAACAUCCUAUCACUAUGAUGGUUAUUAUUAUGUUCCCCAAGUUAGAUUAUGGUUGAAGGAAGAACAAUUGACUUUCUUAUUUGAAGAAUCUGCGUAUAAAGAUGGUGACAAAAUCAACCCGGAUAAGUUAACUGGAUUAAUCAAGAAAAUGAAUAUAGAUCACAAGGUAAGAUUGUUAGAAUCAAGCGAUGAUAUUUUGAUAGAAUAUUACUUGACCCAGAAAUACACCUCAUAUCAUGAAAUUGAGAAAAAGUUCAUGUUAAAUCCAUCAUUACAGCAUUCCAUCCUAGACUUGAAAGAAAAGACUGAAUACCAUCAAUUGACUUCAAAGUUCCAUAUGGACAAACCAUUAAGAAAGUCUUUGUUUGAUUACGAAUACCUUGAGCGUGUCAAGCAUAGCGAAUAG
This is a messenger RNA of Debaryomyces hansenii CBS767, 2358 nucleotides long. RefSeq names its product DEHA2F01188p. NCBI's taxonomy places the organism in Eukaryota, Fungi, Ascomycota, Pichiomycetes, Serinales, Debaryomycetaceae. The record is from RefSeq and is a predicted model, not a curated record. Bases 1 to 2358 code for a protein of 785 amino acids. The transcript has a single exon.